AUGGCCGAGUCUGGUCUUGGUUGGAAGGUUUCAGACAAGUCUUUGCAACAGGGAGGUAGCUCGAUCAAGCUUCUGUCAGAGCCGUUCUUGUUGCCAUCUGAAGAGGUUCAAGGUGCCUACUGGAGCAGAGGUGCUCGUGGUUAUGAGAUCCGUGUACAGACGAAAAACAAGGGCGUUUUACAAUUGGAUGGGUUUGAUUCAGAUGACUUCAAUGGUCUGAAAUCGGCCCUGAAAAACUUGUUCAGUGUCAACUUAGAAGCCCGUGAACAUUCAUUACGAGGUUGGAAUUGGGGUAACAGUGAUUUCGAGCGUUCAGAAUUGGUUUUCAAUGUGGCCAAUCGACCUGCUUUUGAAUUGCCAUACUCUGAUGUUAGUAAUUCAAAUAUAAUCGGAAAGACUGAGGUGGCAGUGGAGUUCAAUCUCCAAGCUUCUGGUGAGAGAAUCAAAGGUGGUGAUGAAUUAGUAGAGAUCAGGUUCCAUGUUCCUGGUACUGUGACUAUUAAGAGUGAGGAUGAUGAUGAUGACAAGAAGAAAGAACAGAGGGAAAAGAAAGAGAAAGAACGUGAGAAGCGAAGGCAGGAACGAAAAGAACAGAAAGAGAAAGAACGGGCUAUCAAGAAAGAGAAUGGCGAAGAGGUUGAAGAAGAGGAAGAAUCAGAAUCCGAAUCUGACUCUGCUUCUGGAGAUGAAGAACAAAGUGCCGCUCAAGUAUUUUAUGAGAGUUUGAAAGACCGUGCUGAUAUUGGCCAAGUGGCUGGAGAAGCUAUUGUCUCGUUCGUUGAUAUUCUCUUCUUGACCCCUAGAGGUCGUUAUGAUAUUGACAUGUAUCCCACCUCCUUCCGUCUUAGAGGUAAGACUUACGACUAUAAGAUCCCAUACAAGAACAUUCAACGUCUAUUCUUGCUUCCUAAGCCAGAUGACACUCACAACAUAAUCGUCAUUCAACUGGAUCCACCACUUCGUCAGGGUCAGACAAGAUAUCCUUUCCUUGUUAUUCAGUUCCUCCGAGAAGAAGAAAUUGAGGUCGAGCUUAACCUCGAAGAGAAGGAAUUCCAAGAAAAGUAUGCUGACAAGCUCAAGAAAUCUUAUGAUGAAGCUGCCCACCAAGUGGUUGGUCAACUUUUCAAAGGUCUCAGUGGAUGUAAGGUUGUUUUCCCUGGAUCAUUUACCAGUUCGCAUGGUCAGGCUGCUGUCAGCUGCUCGCUUAAAGCUAGUGAGGGCUACCUGUACUGUCUUGAGAAGAGUUUCAUGUUUGUACCUAAACCAACUGUUUACAUUCCCAUGAGUGAGAUCUCGUUUAUUACCUUUUCCCGUGUAGGUGGAGCCGAUGGAGCUGGUUAUUCGUCGUCGCGGACUUUCGACAUGUCCAUCACCCUUAAGAACAAUGGUGGUGAGCACCAGUUUUCUAAUAUCGAUAGAGAGGAACAGCAGGGUCUGGAGCAUUUCAUCAAAUCGAAAUCCAUUAAGCUCAAGAACGAUGUCGCUUCCGAGCAAGUUCUGCUCAAGGCUGCUCUUCAAGACGAUGACUCUGAUUCUGAUGUCGAAAUGGCUGAUCGAGGUUCUGCUGACGAAGAUGAGGAAAGUGUUGAUGAGGACUUUGAGGCUGAAGAUGAGAGUGAUGUCGCCGAAGAGUUUGAUUCAAAUGCCGAGUCGUCGAGUGGCGAGGAAGACGAGGAUGCCAGUGGUGGUGAGUCCGAUAACGGUCCCGCUUUGAAAAAGGCUAGAACUUAG
This is a messenger RNA of Sugiyamaella lignohabitans, 1731 nucleotides long. It is a transcript of the gene POB3, whose product is annotated as FACT complex subunit POB3. Gene Ontology annotation, molecular function: nucleosome binding; histone binding; DNA binding. Lineage: Eukaryota; Fungi; Ascomycota; Dipodascomycetes; Dipodascales; Trichomonascaceae. The record is from RefSeq and is a predicted model, not a curated record. The coding region runs from base 1 to 1731 and encodes 576 amino acids. The transcript has a single exon. Gene Ontology annotation, cellular component: nucleus; FACT complex.